AUCCUGACGUUUAUCCAUCCUCAUCCCCGUGAUACCGAUCAUUCCCGCGUUAUCGAAGAGUUCGCGUCGAAAGUGCCUGAUAAAUCGAGUGCAAAGAGACAUUGCAAACAGUCUUAAUGAACUGCCCCACGUUAAAUUGGAUGAGGUGAUGAUCCAUGUGCUCGCGGCAUGGCAAUUAUGCAAUCCUGUUGCUGCUGGCGAUCCGUCCGCAGGGGAAGUUUCGCCUGUGCCAUCUACACCGGGAUCUACUUCACCCUGAUCGCCAUGUCGACGGGCACAGUCUUGCAGGAAGAGGAGGAAUACCUCUCCGGAAAUCGUUCAUUGCCUCAAUCAGCGAGUUUCCUUGAGAAUGAGUCGGUAUCACCAGUAACAGUGAGAUUCAACGUCAUACUGCUAAUAUGCUCGUGCUGUGGAGUUGUCGCUUGUAUACUUCUGCUUUAUGGAUUACUCAAGGACCAACGCUUCUUCAUGAUACCCUGGAUCUGCUCAGUCAUCACCUGCAGUCUUGUGGAUAUCAGUCACACCCUCUACUUGUUCUGUUCUUCUUCUCUCGGAUUCAGUCCCAUCAGUGCUCUGGUCUACACUCUGGAUUUUUUUCUCCUCUGUCUCAAUAUUUAUUCCCUUUUGUGCGUUAUCUCGCAGUACCAAGAGUACACAGCUGGUAGGGGUAGAGCGUCAGACGACUGUGAACACAGGAUACCGGCUAUUCGAUACGCAGCUCAACCCACAACAACAGCCACAUCGUGUCUGAGUUCUCGGCGUACAGCAACAAACAAUGACUCCAAACCCACAACAUCAACAACACCAGCGCAAAGUCCCACGACAUACAGAACAAUUCUAAGCUCCGAGAAAAGCGCAGGUACCAAAGCAACCCGGAAACACGUACAGUUUCCUGAUACUCCACCAUCGAGCAGUCAAGCACCCAAGUCCGGUGAUAACAGUGGAGAAACUAUCAGCUGGCCACUGGAGAAUGAGACGACAGCACCUUCUCUACUCGUACCACCCACCAACAAUUUUCAUCCCAAUGGGCCAUCCUAAAGGACUUAUACGAUAUCUAGAUUUAUUUUUCAUUUUCAGAGAUACAGGAAUAAGAAUAGAGAAAAGUACAAACGCUAAUAUUCACUUGUUGUGAUUGAUAUAGUAGUGGGAUGUCGAUCAUGGAGUCUGGAGGUAAAGAUUCCACGGGAUUUCGUUGUCCUGAUUUUAUGUUCCAGGAAAAUUGAAACUCGGUUAACCGCUGGUACAUUGGCCAGACAUUAUGGGAGCGGAUAGAUUCGUUGGACCAUUCAUUUCGUUUUUCCCCAUGAGGGAAAUUCAAUUUCAUUGCGGAUCGAUACAUUCAUAUCCACGAAGUGAAAAAUCGAAUCAUUUUUCCCUCCGUGUGUCCUCUGCAUGCAUGAUGUGACUGAGAAAAAAUGCCAAACACGCGAUUCUUCUGCGGUUUUAUGUCUCCUGGGAAAUUUAUUUGAUGUACCACUGUCAAGAACGGAGAUACUCGAGUGUUCACCCAUUUAUGACGUCAACUACUAUGAACAGCUGGCGAAUAAUUACGAGAACUGAUCUGUGCAGUUACAUAAUUUCUGGUGCGUCAAUGAGAGACUGGAGAGUCGCUGCAUCCAUAAUUGAUGAUCACAAUCAGUUUGAAAAUUAGUGUGCGUCGGAUAAUGGAACAGUUAAAUUACAACUCCUAAUGAUCCAUUUUAUUCCGCAGCGGUAAUUAGACAUUACCUCGUGAAUUCCAAUGAUUUCCGUUGAAAAAUUUGUCAUACCCUAAUUAUGUAUCGUUGAAAAUUAUUGUUAUA
This is a messenger RNA of Fopius arisanus, 1802 nucleotides long. RefSeq lists its product as uncharacterized. NCBI's taxonomy places the organism in Eukaryota, Metazoa, Arthropoda, Insecta, Hymenoptera, Braconidae. The record is from RefSeq and is a predicted model, not a curated record. The coding region runs from base 169 to 1038 and encodes 289 amino acids. The transcript is spliced from 10 exons.